GGAAUCUAGGUGAUUGGUUUUUCAAUACAAUAUGGACUACAGCCACUAUGUUUGUGAUUUAGGAAAGAUGUCAGAAAAACCAACAACCAACGACAUGUACGGAGAGCAAAGCGAUGAAGAGGAUGUUAAAGUAGCAGCCCAGGAACCAAUCAAGCCUGCCCCUCUCCCCAAAGCCAAGCUUCCUGAUUUACCUAUUAUAGAGAAGAACAACUGGCUAAUACAUAUGUUAUUUAUCAAUAAAGAGUUUGAGAAAUGUAAACAGGUUAUCAAGGAACAGAUUGAGAUGACAGAGCGAACCUGCGAGUAUGCACUGUACGUUCAGGGUAUGAUACAGAGAAACGAAGCCAUGAUACAGGAAAGUUUGGAGAGUUUCCAAGCAGCUGCCAUGCUCAAUCCUAACAGCUUGGAAAAUUUAAAACAGGUGGGAAGAUCUCUGUACCUACUAGGAAGACACAAAGCUGCCCUGGAUAUAUACGCUGAGGCAGCAAAACUCUCACCUCAGGACCCAGAGUUGCUCCAUAACCAGGGCGUCUGUCUGGUUUACCUCAAUGACUACACAAAGGCUGAAGAGUGUUUCAAGAAAGCUCUAGGUGUACAGAAAACAGAGCACUCUUAUUCUCAACUAGGAAAAAUGCACAUCUUACGAGGUGACAAGGACGGAGCUCUAGCAAUCUACAAGAAAGCAGUGGAGAACUUUCCAGAAAACUCGGAGCUUUUGUCGGUACUGGGUUUAUUGUAUCUACAGAUGGGUGAUACACAGCGGGCCUUCGAACAUCUGGGUAACGCUAUGACGUAUGACCCCCAGAACACUAAAGCAAUAAUGGGAGCUGGAAGUAUAAUCCAGGACCACGGAGACUUUGAUGUGGCGCUCACCAAGUACCGUGUAGCUGCCUCCGUUACUCCUGAGUCACAUGCACUGUGGAACAACAUAGGGAUGUGUUUUUUCGGGAAGAAGAAGUAUGUUGCUGCUAUCAGUUGUUUGAAGAGAGCUCAUUAUUUGUCCCCCUUUGAAUGGAGAACUUGCUACAACUUAGGUUUAGCGCACUUGACAAUGCACCAGUACGCCAGUGCGUUCCAUUUCAUUAGCGCUGCUAUCAACCUCAAACCUAAGUUUGCUCCACUUUUCAUGCUACUGGGAGUUGCUCUAACACAUUUAGAAGACCCCAGCAAUGCAAAGCAAGCUUACGAACAAGCCAUAGCUAUUGAGACUGACAACUCUAUGACGUAUUUGAACUACGCAAUAAUGUUGUUCAACAGCGGAGACAAAUCCCAUGCUGCUGCACAAUACGCUAAGUUCGAAAUGUAUCACCAGAAGAAGGCGCUGAACGAUCCUGAUGUAAACGCACUUGUUGCAAAACUUGGUCCAAUUUUACAUAUGGGAUCUUGAAAAUACAGACAUUUGGUCAGAAUUUUGUAAACUGAUUACCGUAACCGUGGUUUUAGGAGUUUGGUAAAGGUCUUUAAUAUACGUAUAAUUAUAUAAUAUAUGUACAAUUAUAAUGUACAAUGUAUAUAGAUUGUAAAGUGAAAUGAUGGUGCGGUCACCACUUGUUCGUGAAGAAGUAUAUUCUCUCAACUUUUCAGUGAAUUGGUGUUACCUAAGCUACGGCCUAUGUCACCUAUGUUGAGAUUCGUUAAGUUGCUUUAACAGGGUUAUCACAUCGUGUGGGCAAUUUAGAAUAUUUUGGUGACGAAUUACGAUUAACUUCGGUACUUUUUUCUAGACCAAUUAUUAUUGUUUCUUAGAUCUUUAGAUGAUGGCCAUUUCCUCUGCGUAUAUUUGUUAUUUAAAGUUAUUAUAUUGUUGAAUAUGUUGAUGCUUUCAGUUUUUAUUCAGAAGAUAGUUUUCAACUUUCGGUUCAAUUUGUCAGCAGAACAAUAUCUGGAACAAAUUUGGAAAAAAGCUUGUUUGAUACGAAGGAAACACCUUUAUUCAUUUGAACAAACCAC
This is a messenger RNA of Bolinopsis microptera, 1950 nucleotides long. Its product is annotated as Bardet-Biedl syndrome 4 protein-like. Gene Ontology annotation, cellular component: ciliary basal body. Lineage: Eukaryota; Metazoa; Ctenophora; Tentaculata; Lobata; Bolinopsidae. The record is from RefSeq and is a predicted model, not a curated record. Gene Ontology annotation, biological process: protein localization to cilium; cilium assembly. The transcript has 11 exons. Gene Ontology annotation, molecular function: protein binding. The coding region runs from base 32 to 1387 and encodes 451 amino acids.